This is a messenger RNA of Antechinus flavipes (yellow-footed antechinus), 4495 nucleotides long. RefSeq names its product ADAM metallopeptidase domain 9 (gene ADAM9). NCBI's taxonomy places the organism in Eukaryota, Metazoa, Chordata, Mammalia, Dasyuromorphia, Dasyuridae. The record is from RefSeq and is a predicted model, not a curated record. Gene Ontology annotation, molecular function: integrin binding; metalloendopeptidase activity. Bases 188 to 2677 code for a protein of 829 amino acids. The transcript has 22 exons. Gene Ontology annotation, cellular component: plasma membrane. Gene Ontology annotation, biological process: transforming growth factor beta receptor signaling pathway; membrane protein ectodomain proteolysis; cell-cell adhesion mediated by integrin.
GUCAGGGUAUGGGGCGUGGCCUUCUAAGUGGGAGGGGCGUUUUGUUCCCGGCUCUGUCCCACUGGGGCUUGGGAUCAGGAUUUGCGUGCGCGUGCGCGCGCUGGCUCUAGCGCUCCGGGCCGGGUCUGGAAUGAUGGAGGAAGCUGAGGCGACCAAGCAGUGAGCCGAGCCCGCGGAAAGAACCUGCAUGGAUUCGUCCUCCACGGGGCGCCGCCGGAGGCGGCGGCUGCUGCGGCUGCUGGGCUUGCUGCUGCUUGCCUGUCUGGGGCCGGCACUGGGAGCGGCGCAGGCAGGUUUUCAGCAGACCUCACAUCUGUCUUCCUAUGAAAUUAUAACACCCUGGAGAUUAGUUAGAGAAAGGAGAGAGGCCCCUAGGCCCUAUUCAGCACAGGAUCAGGUGUCUUAUGUCAUUCAAGCCGAAGGAAGGAAACAUAUUGUUCACCUGGAAAGAAAUAAGGGACUAUUACCCAAAGAUUUCGUAGUUUAUACCUACAGUGAGGAGGGGUCUCUGCUCUUGGAUUAUCCUGACGUGGAGGACCAUUGCCAUUAUCGGGGCUAUGUGGAAGGUAUCCCAAAUUCAUCUGUUGCACUUAGCAUUUGUUUUGGGCUCAGGGGAUUACUACAUUUGGAGAGUACCAGCUAUGGAAUUGAACCUCUAAAAUCUAGUUCUCAUUUUGAGCACCUCAUUUAUCGACUAGACAAUGUUCAGCAAGAACCUCUGGCUUGUGGAGUAACUACUAAAGACUUGAAGAAAGAAACCACAGAAAAUAAAGAGAGAAAGGAAUUACAGAAACAAUCUCUUAGCAUGACUCAGCUGCUGAGGAAAAAAAGAGCCGUCCUUCCACACACCAGAUAUGUGGAGCUUUUCAUAGUUGUAGACAAAGAAAAGUAUGACACGAUGGGUAGUAAUCAAACUGCUGUGAGGGAAGAAAUGGUUCAUUUAGCAAACUACUUGGAUAGUAUGUACAUUAUGUUAAAUAUCCAUAUCGUAUUAGUUGGGCUAGAGAUUUGGACAAACUCAAACCAAAUUAGUACAGCUGGAAGUGCUGGUGAUGUGUUGGGGAAUUUUGUACAGUGGCGAGAAAAGUCACUGAUUACACGUCGGAGACAUGACAGUGCGCAGUUAGUUCUGAAGAAGGGCUUUGGAGGGACUGCAGGAAUGGCAUUUGUGGGAACAGUAUGUUCAAGAAGCCAUGCAGGAGGCAUUAAUGUGUUUGGACAAAUCAGUGUGGAGACCUUUGCAUCCAUUGUUGCUCAUGAGUUGGGACAUAACCUGGGAAUGAACCAUGAUGAUGGAAGAAACUGCAGUUGUGGAGCAAAGAGUUGCAUCAUGAAUUCAGGAGCAUCAGGUUCCAGAAACUUUAGUAGUUGCAGCGCAGAUGACUUUGAGAAUCUGACUUUAAAUAAAGGAGGAACCUGUCUACUUAAUAUUCCAAAAUCUGAUGAAGCCUACAGUGCCCCUUAUUGUGGUAAUAAAAUAAUAGAUCUGGGGGAAGAAUGUGACUGUGGUUCUCCAAAGGAAUGUGAAUUGGACCCUUGCUGUGAAUCAAGUACUUGUAAGCUCAAAUCAGGUGCUGAAUGUGCAUAUGGUGACUGUUGUAAAAACUGUCGGUUCCUUCCAGGAGGUACUCUAUGUCGGCAGAGUGCCAAUGAGUGUGAUCUCCCAGAGUAUUGUAAUGGCUCAUCUCAGUUCUGUCAGCUAGAUGUUUAUGUUCAAAAUGGACACCGAUGCCAGAACAAUAAAGCCUAUUGUUACAGUGGCAUGUGUCAGUUUUAUGAUGCUCAGUGUCAAGUCAUCUUUGGCUCAAAAGCAAAAGCUGCUUCAGAGGAUUGCUUUAUUGAAGUAAACUCUAAAGGUGAUAGAUUUGGCAACUGUGGUUACCAUGGCAAUGGAUAUAGAAAAUGUUCUGCUGGGAAUGCUUUGUGUGGAAAGCUUCAGUGUGAAAAUGUGCUAGGUAUGCUGCCUGUGUUUGGGAUUGUCCCUGCAGUCAUUCAUACUUUAAUUGGGGGCACUACAUGUUCAGGUGUGGAUUUCCAAUUAGGAUCAGAUGUGCCUGAUCCUGGCAUGGUGAAUGAAGGCACACAAUGUGAUGAUGGAAAGAUCUGUAGAAAUUUCCAAUGUGUAAAUGCCUCUGUUCUGAACUAUGACUGUGAUGUAGAGAAAAAAUGCAAUGGACGAGGGGUGUGUAAUAACAACAAGAACUGUCAUUGUAACAUGGGCUGGGCUCCCCCAUAUUGUGAGAAUACAGGGUAUGGAGGAAGUGUGGACAGUGGACCUACUUACAAUGAUAAAGACACUUCACUUCGGGAUGGGCUUUUAGUGUUUUUCUUCCUAAUUAUUCCCCUUCUUGUAUUUGCUGCCUUUGUCUUCCUUAAGAGGGAUCAGAUUCGAAGAAGAUUCUUCAGAAAGAAAAGAUCCCAAACAUAUGAAUCAGAUGGAAAAAAUCAAACGAAUGUUUCUAGACCACCAGUGAAUGCCACUCGAAAUGCCCCUCCAGUAAAUAGCCCCAGAGAUGCUGCUGUUUACACAAACAGGUUUCCAGUACCAACUUAUGCAGCCAAACAGCCUCACCAAUUCCCAUCAAGGCCACCUCCACCACAACCAAAAGUAUCAUCUCAGGGAAACUUUGUUCCUACUCGUCCUGCGCCUGCAGCCCCUGUUAAAAGAUUCCUUUAGUGUUUCUUUCUUUCUUUGUAUAAAAGACAUCUUCAGGAAACUGAGUUGUUCAUAUUAUUUUUUGCCAUUUUGGGAAGAAUUUCAUCUUGCAACAAGCUUAAAAGAAAACAAGCUACCAAAUAUGGAAAUACUCAAGAAAUGAACCACUAAUAACUAAGUGAAAAAGGAUGUCAGCAUGCAAUAAUGUAAGAAAAUGCAAUAAGUCAAGGUUUCCAGAGCAAAUAAUUUCCAUUUUUUCAUGACUAGGCCUAAUUAGGUCAUCUGAGAAGUGUGGCAUUAUAACAUUAAGUAGUUUUAGCUAAUCAUGAACAGAUCAUUAGUGUUUAUAAUCUUCAAAUUAGUUGGAAAUCAUUUUUAAGUUUUCCCAUUUCAUAAUGUGAUUCUGAAGUCUUCACUGUGGUUGUUAUAAUCCAGAUUCUUGUACAACAUAAACUGAAAACACCAUGUUGUAAAGUAAUAGAAAUCAGAAAAUCUUGUAACCUAAAAAAAUCAGAUCUUUUUUAUCUUGCAUGAACUGAUUAUCAUUACUGUCUUAAAGACAUGAGAUGAAGUUAAAUGUCAAUUAUUUUCAAUGAAAUAUAAAAAUACAUGCUCUAAAUGUGUAUAUAUAGAUACACUUGUUAUAAUAAUUCCAUGUUGAUAGUCUUUUGAACUAUAGACAAUGGAUAUUAUUAGAAAACUUCGUUUAAAUGUGUUUCUAAUGUUAAUCAUGGUAAUCCUUACUAGACUGGAAACCUUUUUCAUUAGCAUUAAUAUUUCAAAUGGGACAUAAAAGGUACGAAGAAUAGCAAUUUUUAAUAGAUUUUGUCUAUUAAAACAGUUGGAGGAUUUAAAGAAAGGGAAACUCAAUGGAUUUCAGUCGUAUAAUGGCAGAUUGAGUGGCCCUGCUGCAGUGGAAUUGAAAAGAUUAUACCAAGAACUUCAGAUUCGGAAUCAACUUAAUCAGGAACAGAAUUCAAAACUUCAGCAGCAGAAGGAACUUUUAAAUAAACGUAAUAUGGUGGUUGCUAUGAUGGACAAACGAAUCAAUGAACUGCGUGAGCGUCUUUAUGGGAAAAAAAAUUCAGUUAAACCGGGUUAAUGGAACAUCAUCACCACAGUCAUCCCUGAGUGCAUCUGGAAGAAUAGCAGCAGUGGGGCCUUAUAUACAAGUUCCUAGUGCUGGAACUUAUUCUGUACCAGGUGACCCAGUAAAACCACAGUUUCUUACUAUUGCUUCAAAUGCAGGUCAUGGAAGAUCUAAGUCUGCUAAUGAUGGAAACUGGUCAGCAUCAAAACAAAACUCAAACGCUUCAGUAAAACCAAUUCAAACAGCUAAUGUGGAAUGGAAGGAAUCAAGCAUGGAUGGGGCUUUCAAGCAAGUAACAAUAUCAAGCCAACCUCUCCCCUUAUCAGCAGUAGCAAGCACUGAAAAGCUGGGCAUUGAUAUUGGAAAAGCAUCAUCCUCUAUUCCGGGUACAAGUAAACAGUUGCCUCCGAACUAUGGAACGUAUCCAAGCCCUGUUCCUUUGGGGCCAGGAUCCACAAAUUCUUUGGAACGGAGAAAAGAUGGCAGCCUCCCCAGAUGUGGCACAGGCGUAACGAAUUGGCAGAAACCUGCUCCCCUACCCUCUUCAAGCAACAUACACCAGCCUAGUUCUUCACAACAGAUUCAGCAGAGGAUUUCUGUACCUCCAAGUCCUACAUGUGGGGGUCAGAAUAGAAAACAGAAAUCAUUGCAAUAUCUUCAAUGAAGUAAUAUGUUACGAAGACACUUGAGAAUUUCAUGCGCACUUUAAAAUUGUUAAAUCUAAAAUAAACUUUUAACUAACAAUUGAA